AUGGACCGCACACGCACCUCGUCUGGGUCUGGAUCAACCCGCGUAGAACUCACACGACGUCUGACAAAGCAAGUAUAUGUGGGCGCCAUGGAGGUGCCGCCCGACGCCGUGGGCAUCGAUAAACCUGCCCCCGGUCAGCUCACAGUCGCGGUUAAAGUGCGAGCGCUCACGCUCGACUCGGACCGCAACGGCGGCGGCGGGUUGCGCACGUGGCAGGAAUGGCGUACGGUUCAGAGACUACUGGCACUCGAGCGCGAGGCCGACAAUUACGUGCUUCGGGCGUCAUCCGCGCUCAGCAGGAACAGAGUCAACGCCGCCGGUCGCAGCAUCUUGGACGGUCGACGCCAUAUCAUCCGCUAUUAUACGACGAGCGUCGAGAGCGAGUCAUUCCGCCUUAUUAUGGAAUACUGUCCAGGCGGUGACCUGCUCUCUCAGUUGAUCAGUCGGGGAGCGCUGGGGCCUCAGCCGUCACAACGAGUCUCGCAACAGGAGGCGCGUCGCUGGGUGCUGCAGCUCGCGCGCGGUCUGCGGUACCUGCACGCGAGCGGCAUCGCACACCGGGACUUGUGUCCCGAGAAUAUUCUCAUCAGUAGGACGGGCGACGUCAAGAUCUGCAACUUCGGUGCUAGCACCACCCGAGCGGCAGAACUCUCGCGCGACCGUGUGGCCGGCAACCUACACUACACCGCGCCCGAAGCCGUGAGCGGCACCUGGUACGACCCCGUUCGUGCCGACAUUUGGUCGCUGGGCGCGGUUUUCUUCGUCCUGUUGACGGGAUCUCCGCUGCUGCGACUCCCGUUCCCAGAGUGCCGCGGUUUCGAACUCGUCAAGACUGUCGGGUGUCGGGGGGUGCUCAAGUUGUGGAAUAUGGACCAGCUCUUCUCGGCUGCGACGACGGAUCUACUCGCGAAAAUGCUCACGGUAGAUCCAGCCAAGCGACUGGGAAGCAUGAGGGAAGUUUUGGAGCAUCCAGCGAUGCUGGCGACAGCUCAUACUGAGCGUAGUCUCAUUGCUGUCUGA
Molecule: messenger RNA, 1020 nt
Organism: Phytophthora infestans T30-4
Lineage: Eukaryota; Oomycota; Peronosporomycetes; Peronosporales; Peronosporaceae
Exons: 1
Coding region: 1-1020 (339 amino acids)
Biological process (GO): autophagy; peptidyl-serine phosphorylation; autophagosome organization
Cellular component (GO): cytoplasm; autophagosome
Molecular function (GO): ATP binding; protein serine/threonine kinase activity
Source: RefSeq, a predicted model, not a curated record